UAAAGAGAGAAAAUAAAAUUAUAAAAAAAAUAACCCAACAAAGCUUCUCCGGCAACUUCUGAAACCACUCUCCGAUGAGGUCUUCAAGUGGUCAAAACGGGAUGAGGGAGAACAACAGUUACCCGGAAAACACAAGGAACCCACAGUUUCUUGAAGUGACUCCAUUGAACAGUUUGCCUUACAUCGGUCCAGUAACUCAUGCAUCCAUGUCGAGUAACAGGGCGAAUGAGAAUGUAGAGAGAGUAGGAGGGCCAGCAAUGAUAUUUCUGCCUUCUGAAUCAACUCCAGAGUUUAAUAGCCUUAUCAGUCAAACGAAAACCGGAGUUGCUCUUACGGGAAGUGCAGCCAUGGGGAAGAUUGGACCAACGAUUGGUUUGGUUGAUAUUGCUGAAUCCGAGGACUCGUACUACUUUCGUGUUUCAUUACCUGGUGUUUCAAGAGAUGAGAAGGACUUCAGCUGUGAAAUAGAACCAGACGGUAAGAUUCAGAUAAAGGGAACAACAACUACGGGGGAGAUGACAGUUUGCAAAAACAAUCAGAUCUUCAAAAUGCUAACACAGAACUUAUGCCCUCCAGGCCACUUCACCAUCUCCUUUCAGCUUCCGGGUCCUGUGAGCAAUGAAGAAUUUAACGGUAAUUUUGGAGCAGAUGGUGUACUUGAGGGUGUAGUGAAGAAGCUGUACUACGAAGACUAAACAGAAAUAACAAAUGGAGAUGGAUUUGUUGGAGCUUUAAAGUAAAGCUAGAAUCAUUGCAGGUUAUGUAGGAUUUUGUUUUUGUUGUUAGCUUCAUUGCCAUUAGAAAAGUUGUUGAAUAGUUGAUGUUGCUUCGUAAACUUGGAAACUUAAUUAUUAUGCCUGAUUAAAAACAGAUCGGAGAUAUGAUAUGGUUGGAAAAAUUUGGACUGUUUUUACU
Molecule: messenger RNA, 915 nt
Organism: Camelina sativa (false flax)
Lineage: Eukaryota; Viridiplantae; Streptophyta; Magnoliopsida; Brassicales; Brassicaceae
Product: alpha-crystallin domain-containing protein 22.3
Cellular component (GO): nucleus
Source: RefSeq, a predicted model, not a curated record